AUGGAGGAGAGGUGUAGCCCAGAGCCAAUGGAGGAGAGGUGUAGCCCAGAGCCAAUGGAGGAGAGGUGUAGCCCAGAGCCAAUGGAGGAGAGGUGUAGCCCACAGUCAUUGGAGAGGUGUAGCCCAGAGCCAAUGGAGAGGUGUAGCCCAGAGCCAAUGGAGAGGUAUUGCCAAGAGCCAAUGGAGAGGUAUUGCCAAGAGCCAAUGGAGAGGUAUUGCCCAGAGCCAAUGGAGAGGUAUUGCCCAGAGCCAAUGGAGAGGUAUUGCCCAGAGCCAAUGGAGAGGCAAGGGCCCCCCGACGGAACGGACAGACCAUGCAGCGCUUCUCCUUCUCCAACAGCACCCCCCACGGACGGACCUUGCGCUUCUCAAACAGCACCAACCCCCCCACGGACGGACCUUGCGCUUCGCGGACAGCACCACCCCGGGAAUGUCCUUGCGCUUCUCUACGACAGCAUCCGCCACCCCCCGGACUGA
Messenger RNA from Nanorana parkeri, 477 nucleotides. Its product is annotated as cornifin-A-like. The coding region runs from base 1 to 477 and encodes 158 amino acids. The transcript has 2 exons. The record is from RefSeq and is a predicted model, not a curated record. Lineage: Eukaryota; Metazoa; Chordata; Amphibia; Anura; Dicroglossidae.